CCAUGAAGACUAACCAAAUUUACAAACUAAUAUAUGGUAGGUAGUUGGAUUUUCUAAAUCUUCAUUGGAAAAAAUAAAAUAAAAUAAAGCAUAAUAUAUGAACUAAAAGUCUCAUUUUUACACUUGCCAAAUGCUAAACCACACAACACAUAAGCAAAAAGCUACCAAGAAAAGCAAUUCAACACUCCCUCCAAAUUUAUUGGAACGAAUUUCCGAUCCUUGAUUUUUUAUUAGUGUUUUUCUUCUAUAAAAUCCCACUUGUCAAUUUUAUUUUCUUCAAAAAUAAAUAAAAGUAAAAGCUAAUGAACUUUCAUUAAUGGAGUCUCAUUAUUCUGAAAACCUCUCGACCACUGUAUUCACUCCUCUUAUAAUCUCAGCCACAGGCAUAGUGGCCACCACCAUAGCCAUCGUAGUGUACCACUUCAUAGUGGUUCGGUUCUGUCUGACCCGAGCCCGGAUCCGAGAAGUGAUCGACGGUUCAGGACCCAUUAUUGGGCAACCCAAAGGAGGGUUGGACCCGGAGAAACUGAAGGCGAUCCCUAUCCUCCAUUACUCAACCAAACCGGGUCAACCGGGUCAAGUACACUUCCGGGUCGAGCAGAGCGAGUGCGCCGUGUGCUUGGGGGAGUUGGAGGAGAAGGUCUUGGUUCGACUCUUGCCCAAUUGUCGUCAUGCGUUUCACGUUCAAUGCAUCGAUAAAUGGUUGUCGCUUCACUCCGACUGUCCUCUCUGUCGUUCGCUCGUUUACCCGAUCCGGAGUUCGCACGUGUCGUUGCACGUGGAAGAUCCCGUAUCUGAACGACGUCGUUUGCUUCCGCUGAUGCCUUUGAUUUCGCCUCUGCGUCGUGAAGAUAAGAGUCCUCGUCGUUUCGUGUUGAAAAGGUCUUUAUCUGUGGAUCCAUCUCAUGUUUUUCUUAACAUAUUACAAAGAGAAUGUGAUUAUUAUGACCAAUAUAGUAAUUAUUAUUAUUAUUUGAACAAAACGACCAGUUCAGCGGUUUUAUACAGGUCGUUUUCGCAAAUUCAACCCAACCAGGUUAAUGGUACCUGUAGUAAUAGUAGAACUACUUGCUUGGUUAAUGUUGGAGAUCCCAUUCCUUGCAGCUUAUAAAUUUGGUUAUUGAUUGAGUGAGGCUAGACAUAUUAUUCAAAAUUAUAUUUGUACACAUUAUUAUUAUGAAACAAUUUCUUCAAUCAUACAAUUUUUUUAAUGUAGUUAUUAAAUUUGGUGCAUAUUUCUUAUCUUUCAUUGUUUUAUAUGAUUUAAGAUUGGAAAUAUUUGU
Molecule: messenger RNA, 1283 nt
Organism: Humulus lupulus (European hop)
Lineage: Eukaryota; Viridiplantae; Streptophyta; Magnoliopsida; Rosales; Cannabaceae
Product: RING-H2 finger protein ATL52-like
Exons: 1
Coding region: 317-1111 (264 amino acids)
Biological process (GO): protein ubiquitination
Source: RefSeq, a predicted model, not a curated record